This is a messenger RNA of Balearica regulorum gibbericeps (East African grey crowned-crane), 609 nucleotides long. The record is from RefSeq and is a predicted model, not a curated record. Lineage: Eukaryota; Metazoa; Chordata; Aves; Gruiformes; Gruidae.
GAGAUGUCCAAGGACUUGCUGCCUGGGCCGUACCCCCGGACACCGGAGGAGCGGGCAGCUGCCGCAAAGAAGUACAAUAUGCGGGUGGAAGACUAUGAGCCCUACCCUGACGACGGCUUUGGGUAUGGUGACUAUCCCAAGCUCCCUGAUAAGUCGCUUCAUGAGAGAGACCCCUGGUACCAGUGGGACCAGCCGGACAUGAGGCAUAACUGGGGAGAGCCGAUGCACUGGGACUUUGACAUGUAUAUUCGGAAUCGCGUUGAUACAUCUCCCACUCCAGUUCCCUGGCACACCAUGCGCAAACACUUCCUUGUCUUUUUGAGUACCAUGCUGAUCAUGUUUGGUCUUGGAGAGAUCUAUCCAUCUUACAGGCCUGUGGGACCGAAGCAGUAUCCCUUCAAUGACCUGUAUCUGGAGAAAGGCGGAGACCCCAAUAAAGAGCCACCAGUGGUGACGCACUAUGAAAUCUGAAAGUUGUCAGAAGUGCUGUGUUUCUCCUGCAUCAGCUCUGCUGGGGAUGUCGUCUUCUCUAGUGUUCGCUGUGGCACGUGUUAACACUUGUUCAUCAACUUUCAGCCACUAACUGCAGUGAAAUAUAUCAAUGAUACC